Carcharodon carcharias (great white shark) is the source of this 6862-nucleotide messenger RNA. It is a transcript of the gene tmem101, whose product is annotated as transmembrane protein 101. Gene Ontology annotation, biological process: positive regulation of canonical NF-kappaB signal transduction. The record is from RefSeq and is a predicted model, not a curated record. Bases 21 to 788 code for a protein of 255 amino acids. NCBI's taxonomy places the organism in Eukaryota, Metazoa, Chordata, Chondrichthyes, Lamniformes, Lamnidae. The transcript is spliced from 4 exons.
ACGGGGCGGCUCGGUCAGUCAUGGCGCUGGAGGCUCGCAGGCGGCUCUUUAAAAUCCUCAUGCGCUUCGGCGCCAUCAUCCUGACCCGUUUCCCCUUCUGGAAUUGCUUCAGCAUGUUGAUGCUGUUCGCCGAGCGGGCCGACCAGCGCAGGAAACCAGAUAUUCCAGUGCCGUACCUCUAUUUUGAUAUGGGUGCAGCAGUUAUCUGUGCCAGUUUCAUGUCCUUCGGAGUGAAGAGGAGAUGGUUUGCUUUGGGAGCUGCCCUUCAGUUGGCUGUUAGCACAUAUGCAUCAUACAUUGGAGAGCAAGUGCAUUAUGGGGAUUGGCUCAAGGUAAGGAUGUAUUCCAGAACUAUAGCCGUUAUAGGAGGAUUUCUGAUUUUAGCAAGUGGUGCUGGUGAGGUUUAUCGGCAGAAGCCUCGGACAAGGUCACUGCAGUCUACUGGGCAAGUGUUUCUUGGCAUCAACCUUAUCUGUGUGGCCUACUCCCUGCAGCACAGUAAAGAGGACCGCCUGGCCUAUCUGAACCACAUCAUAGGAGGUGAAAUUAUGCUGCAGUUGUUAUUUGUACUGUAUGCUGUGCUGGCCUUGUCUUUCCUCUCUGGGUAUUGUGUACGGACUGCAGCCCAGAUACUCUCUGUUCUCAUGCCCCUUGUAGUUCUCUUUAUCGAUGGAAAUGUGGGCUAUUGGCACCAUUCCCGCCGGAUCGAGUUCUGGAAUCAAAUGAAGCUACUCGGGCAGAAUGUGGGCAUUUUUGGUGCUGUUAUAAUUUUGGCUACAGAUUGUUAAUAUUUUUUAAAUGUGGGGUUCUUCAAUGCAUGGCGCAAAUGAAACCACUGCCUUGUACUGCUAUUUAUUUGACAUUUUUUUAAAUGUAUAGGUUCUUAAAUAUAUUUUCAAUAUAGAUCAUAUUCUUGGACAAUUCUAAUGAUUAAACAACUUGUGUGUGAACAAUUGCUUGUAUACUGGUGAAUGUGCUGAAGAGCUGAGGGCCGACUUUGUGAAUGUAUGCUCCUAGGUUAGAGUUUGCUCUCCAGGACCAUGCAACAAGAAAUUAAGAGCUACUUUGGCUGGUCAGCUUUCAAGCCAGGAGUAUAUAUUUGGAAAAUGGGUCCACUUUCUGUUUAUUGAUCUACUUUUUCAUCAAAGUCCAAUUUAGGUAAAUUAUUAGUUCUGUUUGCUGCAUUACGAAUGAUAGAAAAGGUCCAUGAUUGUUACAGCGUGAUGUCCUUUGAUUUAUGUAACCGGUUAUGAUGUGUUCCUUUAUUUCCCUAGCAACGUAACUGUUAUCUCCUGCAAAAUAACUUGCUCACAGUUUUAAAAUCCCAAUUUUUUUUCCAUCUUAUAUUUCCUUACCUACUUGCCUUACUUACUCAUGCCAGCAAGCUGGGUUGGAGAGGUAUCAGCUGAUCUAGCCGACAGCUUCAAGAACCUGCUUUGUAUUGACCCAAUGGAUUUCUUACAGGUCACAGGCAGGACAUUUCCAAACACCAUUCCUUUUGUGUGACAUUUUUAUUUUUGACCCCAAUGUCAUGGACACUUCCCAGCUGCACAGUUUAACACUAAAGGCCACAUAUCCAUCAGCAGGUUUUUCACUGCUGUAGUAGUUUAAUCUAAGUAAACUCAAAACAAAAUGUCUGAUCCAAGCGGAUUACUCUUCUAAAAUGUCCCAUUUGUUUCUGUAGUAGGGUGGGCAGGUCACUGGUGAAGCUAAGCCAGAAGAUCAGUCGAUGAAUCGGCUCAGAUGGAUAUUGUAGACCAGAGCAACAUUGGUGUUGCAGUUGAGAUGUAGCACCUAUAUAUCAUUUGAAUGUAGCAAUCAUAAUGUUUCUUUUUUCUUUUUGCAAAGUAAGUGUUUUGUCUAACUUUUUAGCCCAUUCCAGUGAUUUUCACCAUUACUCCAAAUUCUAUUUGUCCUGUGAUUUUCUUUUUUGGGGGGAUCGGCAGGGGUAGAUUUCCCUUCACAAAUCACUAGCUUUAAUAAAUAGUUACCCAUAGAUGUAUGUCAGGUUAUAUUUUAAAAAUAUAAAACUGUCUUUUUAAUCUAAAUUUGCUUUUCAGGAUGCAUCAAAGAAGCCCUUUGUAUCCAAGUUUUUAGUGAAACAGUGAUGGGGAGAGCUUUGAUGUGCCCUGAGGGAUUUCCUCUCAAAGUAUGGCAAUUCAUCAGGAACAUUCAUUAGCUUUCAGACUGACUGUGAGCUUUCUUUCUCUCUCUUACCUUCUCUUCAGGCCUCCUUCCACCUUGCCAAUUAAAAUUGUGCUAAGAUUAUGCAGCCCUUCAAAAACACUUUGCGAACAAUCUAAAAACAAACCGAACAGAUUGAAAGCAGAAUUAAAAACUGAGGAAAUAUAUUGCAGAGCUUGUGACCAGCCAUAUUAUUGAUAGUUCAGUGACUGUGCUUAGUCAGAAUGAUGAAGACAUGAGUUGCAGUGGAGGAAUGGAUUAUAUGUUUAUAAUUUGUCCCAUUAGUCCUUACCAGUCAGUUAGAAUGCUUUGUUUGUAUCUUCCCAUUGCGAUAACACUUCUGUACAAUUUAUUUUUAUUAUUUCUACUUGCAAACAUGUAGAAAUGCAAUUUAUUUUUAACAAAAAUACAUCUAGCUAAAGGGUCUCUGUCCAUUGUGCUCAAUCUUAAAUCUUUCUUGUUUAUAAUCUGUUCAGGAUGUGUGGCGGGCUAAACUGAGUUCAUUGUCUUUGCUUUGGUAUUUGUUAGCUAUGUAGGAAUGGGAAGUGAAAGAUUUCACAGCAAAAACAUCCUGUUUGUUGAGGUAAGUUUUCUUAUAAAUCAAAGUACUGGUGAAAUGUUAGGGCAUCUGUUAACUCCUGUCAGUGAUGGCAGCUAGAUAACUUGCCUGAAAAAUAGGGUCUGUUUUCUACAUGGUAACACUAUUGUAGGCUUGUAGUUCAUGUUUCUAAAAUUUAUACAUCUCAAGUCUUAACAAUAUUUUAGUGGGAUUCAAAAUCUUAAUUUGUGAAUUUUGCUUAAAUUCAUAAAGAAUAUAAAACAAAUAUAUCCUUCUCCAGAUUAUUAUUGUUACUUAUUUUCCAUGAUCAUUUACAGUGAGUGGUAUGAAUCUGGAUAAACUGGAUCCAAUUCACUCACUGCUAUUUGUUUUGUGGUUGAUCUGAAUUGUAUAAGGCUACAUGGUUCAUAUAGCAGGGAUCUAUAUUGUGCUUCCAAUGCAAUGAUGUUGCUGUAUAUUUAAAGGGUUUAUAUCGAGUGAUGGCAUUUGAUCUGAAUUCAUUUUGGAGCCAUUCAUAAUGACGUACCUAUUGGGGUGCACUAUUCCUGUUUGUAUUUUUUUCCUAUCUACAUGUCAUAGUGGUAGAAGGAGGGAAAGAGAUCCCAUCGCUGUUUCAGCAUUGGACUGGUGCCGAAAUAGAUUGAACUUUGCGGUAUGGCUUUUCUCUGCUAAUAUAAAAGUCAACAGAUGAAUUGAAAUUCGCCAGUCACAAAGCAAUUCCUAGUAGCGUGUGUCAGACCACAAACUGUCCAUAAUAACAUGGCACCAAUUUGGGCAACUGACUUGGAUCUUGAUGGGUUGACGUAGGAAAUGGGACAUAUUCUUAACUGGUAGAGUUUGGAAUUAAGACAUCAAAGCAAGAAAUUGCAAAGUUUUAUUUCACAGGUAACCUUUGUGCAUUUUGACCUACGAGUGCCUUAUGCUGACGUUGGAUGCAAAAUGUUGAACAUAUUCAGUUGUCCCAGCACGAAUUUUUACAUUCACAUUAAAAGAAAGGGCACUAUGAAUAAUUAAAUGUUGAAAUGAAAAUAUCUGAAGUAAACUUGAACUCUUUGUUUAAAGCUCUUUAAAUACUUACUGACCAAUCUCAGGUAUAUUUCAUGGAUGGUUUUUCGGAAAUAAAUGUAUUUGAUAUAUAUUUAGGAAGACACACAGAUUGUCAACCAAGAAGUCUCCCAAUGACUAAUUAGAAUAAGAGUUCAUUAAUAAACUUGUAAUUUUAAAUUGUUUCAAUGCAACAUUUUUCAAUUAGUUUGAAAUGGCAUUAUUUUAUAGUGCUUGAUUAUCAAUUUAAAUAUAUGGUUUACAGUGUAAGUCCAAUACUCCUUCAAAAAUGGGAGCAACUGUUUUAAUUCAAGAAUGGGAGUUGUUACCAUUUAGUUCUGUGCUACCUGACAUGUAUUCUCUUUACAUGUUUAAUUUGGAUUUAUCUACAAUUACUUUUUUAAGCAAAGUUAAUUUGAGGUAGAAAAUGAUGGAUGCCGGUGAUAUCUUCAUUUAAACAGAAGCGUAUCGGAAUAUUCUUCAAUACAAUUCUUUUUGGCUGAGGUAUAUUUUUGUCAUUCCUCCAUGGAGCAAUACCAUUUUGCAUCUUCUUUAAGCAUUUUUCUUUAAUUAUGUGUAAUUAAUCAUUUAGAAUUCCUCCUGAUGCGAUAGCAAAUUGUAACAAGAUAACAGCAAUGAAUACAUGUCCCAAACCGGUAAAAAAAAGUUUCUUCUAAAUCAAAUACAAUUCUACAAGUAGAGAAUAUUUCAUGCUGAAAUUACUCCACUAGGAUUUUCUAUUAUGAAACUAAGAGGUUUUCUGGUACUGAAAUGCAGUAUCCCAAUUUUUUUUAAUCUCAUUGACUUUUGUGGCAGUCAAUUAAAUAAGGAUGAUUGUAGGACUAAAAUAGUUUAAAGCUUUCAAAGCAAAUUAGAAUGUAAUAACAUCAUCUGCUCUCACCAUGUUAGUCAAAUCCCAUCAAAUAUAUAUAUAUAUAUAUAUACCACUGAUGGCAAAUGCUACCGAUCAGCUUCAGUGUUUGCUAAUAUAGGAAAGGUGAAACCAACUUAAACUAUUCGGUGAUUACCAUGUGCUCUAAUUGUCCUUUCGCAAUUUGGAAUCUUUGAAUUUAGGCAAUAUGUCUUCCAUUUGAAAGUAUUCUUCAGGGAGAUUGGUUUUAUUAACUGGCACUUUGCCUUCCAUAUCUAGAUGUGUUUGUUUGUCUAUAGUUACACUGUAUUGAAAUCACACCAGAUGGGCACUUAAGAAUAUGCCCUCCUCUAAACACUCCUCAAAAUAUGUAGAUAGUUUAAAUUUAUUCUCUCCUUUCAUUCUGCCCUCUUUCUUGACAUUUUACAUACACUAUUUUGGAGGGAAGGGAUGCGUAUUGCCUAUUGAGUUUUGCUAAUGGUCCUCUGAAAAUGUGUGGUGAUCCAUAUCGAUCUAUUUUCCAAUUUCCACCCUCUUCCCUCCCCAGCCAAUACUGUAAAUACACCAGGGUGUCAAGGUGGGGGACUUGAUUUGGGCAUUGAUGCAAAUGUAGCAUUAACUACUAGCUUGUUGAUUCCAUUGACCCAACUCUCAUUAAAGAUAGAUUCACAACUUUUAAUUAAAAUGUUGGAUUUCUCUAACUAUUCUGUUCCAUUGACGAGGUUUUUUAUAAUCUGUAUUAUGAUUUAAUUUCACAAACUGGGUGUUCCUAAGUAAUUUAUGUUGGGGUAUAAGGAAAACCCAAUAGCUUGAAUCUGAUCUAAACUUCAUCCUUAAUUGAUGUGAAAACUCAAUUUAUUUUAUGUCAAAAAUAAUGUGACUAAGAAUAGUGAGGCUUGUCUUAUUUAAUACUGGUUAAAUGGGUGCAUUUCCUUUUUAUUUGGAUAAACCUAACCUUUCAUUAACAUGUUUGCCAAAUGGAACUUGAGCCAGUAACCAUGAAGUCUUCUCUGUGCACUUGCAUACACUGUUUGCACGACCUUGAUGAGCAUCAAUGCUAACGUCAUGGUAUUUUGUAAAUAUAUGUCAGGAAUAUUUCUCUGCCCGACAAUACAUCCCCAACCCCCAAUUAAUUGUCAAGGACUUUCUCAAAAUAGGUUGACAUUUUGUGACUGUAAGCACAUUGAAAGGAUUUUAGUAAUGGAACAUUUUGUCUUUGUAAAGGUGCUUGCAACAACAGUUGCAAUAUGUAGAGGAAAAAAAGGUUGUUGCUACCGCAAAAUCUAAUUCUUAUGUAAAACCUCUCGACACUCCCCACUUGUUACCAUAUCCUCAAGCCUAAGAAUUGAAAAUAUAAUUGAAUAUACUGGUGCAAUUUUGUUUUGCUAUGGUAUACAAACUGCCAACUGCAAUGAUCACAAAAGGUAACAUUUCAUCUUGCACAAGUUUUAAAGUUAAAUUUUGCACCGACAUGAAAGUUCCAUGUGCAGUCCUAAAACUAAAGGAAAAGUUUUUGAGGAGCUGUACAGCCUUGUGGUAAGUGGUUUAUCAGUCAAAUGCGGCUAAAGAAAAUAGAAAAUUAGGACCAAAUUAGUUUAGAGCCCAAGCACAUGGACCAGAUAAUCUAAGAAAAUACUUUGUAAUGUUGUUAUGUUUGUUAAUUUUAAGUGUUAAUCAAAUUAACUGGAGAAAUGUGACCAGGGCAAAAGAUCUGGACAACAAAAAAAAUCAUUAAAUUGUUUAGUGUGGAACAGUGCAUUUUAAGAGUUUCAGAUACAUGCUUCUAUGAUACUGUGGGUGGUAAUCUGUUUCAUCGUGGGCUUUUACUUGAAUUAUUGUAAUACAUGGCAGCCACUCUAUUGUACCAGUAUAGCUAAGGGCCUCAUUAAAGUCCUCUGAGAGAUUGAAUUUUCCACCCAUUGUUGAGAAAAUCUAGUCCCACCUGUCUGUUAAGCAGAAAACCCCAACACUGAAACUUGCAUGUAGGGGAAGUGUAAAAUUUAUGGACAUUGCUGGUUAUAUACUUGAAAUAUUUUACUAUUUAAUGCCUGCCUGGAUUAUCUUUGUGUAGCCAGCUUAAUUUUUCAAUAUAUGAAAUGCACUAUUGGCAAUGUAUGACUGAAAAAUGUUUACACAUUUGAAAAAGCAUAAUGUAUAAAUUUUAUGUAACUGAAUUGAUACUUUUAUUAAAAAGCUCAGACACC